Molecule: messenger RNA, 360 nt
Organism: Acanthoscelides obtectus
Lineage: Eukaryota; Metazoa; Arthropoda; Insecta; Coleoptera; Chrysomelidae
Source: the annotation of a GenBank genome assembly
AGCGGCGAAAACUUAUUAAAAAAAAACUUGGAUAACUCGAAAGCGCAUGCUAACGAACAUAAGCAGCCGCAUCCAAAAUGAAAUUAUAGAAUGUCAAAUUCUUGCUCAAACAGUCAAGCAUUUCAUUAAAACCAAUAACUCAGACUCAAAACUAUGUGUGGGCAUUGAUUCUGAUACGUGUAACCUCAUGUUAGGUGAACAAAAGGGCGCUGUAAUGGAGUUGCAAAAUCUUUUCCAAAUGCUCUAAAAAGCCCAUGCGCAAAUCAUGCCUUGUAUCUUUCGAUUUCAAAAAGCAGCAGUGUCCAAGCAGUUAGAAAUGCUGUAGGCAUAAUGAAGGAAGUAAUUGCGUUCUUCAAAGAA